AUGGCGCAAAACAAGCCAGAUGCCACCCACAAUGAAGACCCCAUGAAGCCAGCCGAUAUCAACCAGAUCCACGACAUUCGGGUCCCCCUCACAGAAGAUGACAACAGGCGGAUUCGGAGAAAGACCGACUCCAUCAUCCUGGUCAUCCUGUGCUGGACAUAUCUGAUGCAGAUUCUUGACAAAUCCGUCCUCGGGUAUGGAGCCAACUUCGGCCUCAAAGAAGACGCCAACCUCACGGGAAACCAGUACUCUCUGGUCGGGUCGAUCGCCCCCAUCGCCCAGCUGGCCUGGCAGCCCUUCUCGUCCUAUCUCAUUGUCAAAGUCCCUCAUCGUAUCCUCAUGCCCGUGUUGGCCGCUGGAUGGGGCAUCGCGCAAGCCGCUAUGGCGGCCUGUAAGAGCUUCGAAGGUCUCAUGGCCACGCGCUUCUUGCUCGGACUCUUCGAGGCCGGCUGUCUUCCCCUGUUCAGUAUCAUCACGAGUCAGUGGUAUCGGCGUGCCGAGCAGCCGUUGCGCGUCGCCGCUUGGUACAGCACCAACGGGAUUGCCACCGUUCUGGCUGCCAUCCUCUCAUACGGCCUGGGCCAUGUGCAGUCCGGUCCGCUGAAGGAAUGGCAACUCCUCUUCCUCGUCUGCGGCCUCAUCACCGUCAUCUCCACCCCCAUCCUCUACUGGAAACUCGACAACGACAUCCCCUCCGCGCGCUUCCUCAACGACCAAGAAAAGUUGCAAGCCAUGGAACGUCUCCGCGCCAACCAAACCGGCAGCGGCACGCGCGAGUUCAAAAUGCACCAAGUUGUCGAGGCCGGGCUGGAACCCAAAACCUACCUCUGGAUCGCCGCCGCGUUCCUCCUCAACGUCGGCGCCUCCGUCACCAACGUCUUCGGCCCCCUGAUCAUCUCCGGGCUGGGCUUCGACAAGUUCAAAACCACCCUGCUGAACAUGCCCUUCGGGGCGCUGCAGUUCCUCAUCAUCCUGUUCUCCAGCUGGCUGGCGCAAAAGGCCGCGCUGAAAUCAGUCGUGCUGGCUAGUUUCAUGAUCCCGGUUGUCGCGGGGCUGGCCAUUUUGUAUGCGGUUCCUAGAGAGGACAGCGAGCAGGGCGCCCUCAUGGCCGGGUAUUAUCUCCUUUCGUUCCUGUUCGGUGGGAACCCGCUUAUUGUGACUUGGAUCGUGGGGAAUACGGCCGGCACGACCAAGAAGUCCAUCAUCAUGUCCUUUUUCAAUGCGGCUGCGGCGGCGGGGAAUAUUGUGGGGCCGCUGCUUUUCAGCGAGGAUGAUGCCCCGGCGUAUCUGCCUGGGUUGCGGGCUUGUUUGGGCAUCUUUGCGGCGAUGGUCGCGGUGGUGGGUGCGCAGUGGGGGAAUCUGUGGGUGUUGAAUAGGAUGCAGGAGAAGAGGCGGGUGAGGAAUGGGAAGCCGGCCCGGAUUGUGGAUCGGUCGAUGCAGUCGGGGUAUGAGGUUAGUGAGGAGGUGGUGGAAGAUGGGGAGGGAGGGACGGAGUUGGGGAGGAAUGCGUUCGUCGAUAUGACGGAUCGGGAGAAUGAUGAGUUUGUUUAUAUUUAUUAG
Messenger RNA from Aspergillus steynii IBT 23096, 1560 nucleotides. RefSeq names its product putative MFS transporter. Gene Ontology annotation, molecular function: transmembrane transporter activity. The record is from RefSeq and is a predicted model, not a curated record. The transcript has 2 exons. NCBI's taxonomy places the organism in Eukaryota, Fungi, Ascomycota, Eurotiomycetes, Eurotiales, Aspergillaceae. The coding region runs from base 1 to 1560 and encodes 519 amino acids. Gene Ontology annotation, cellular component: membrane. Gene Ontology annotation, biological process: transmembrane transport.